AUGUCGUUGUAGUUUUAUCAGAUGCAAAUUACAGUGUCUUUUAUUACUAAUCAUUUAAUAUGAGGUUCCAUAAUAUAAAAGGUGUUUGGCUGGUGUUCCUUUAUAAAUAUUUAGUAACCCUUGAGUAACAUAACAUAUAAUAAAACAGAAUAUAUUUUAAGAAAAAAAAAGACUUUGCGUGUGAUAUACAUAGUUAUAUGGUAUUGUUGUAAAAGUAGCAUUACAUACGUGAUGGAAUGACUCUUUUGACAGUUAUAAACAGUUUCUUAAAAUCUUUGUAAAUUCAUUAGAUAUACAACAAAUCAGUUGUAAAUACAACAACAUAUUGAUAAGAAGUAAAUAAUUUGUUGUCAGGAUAUAAUACUUAUGUGCUUAUUUAUAUAGCAAUUGUUGAUUAAAAUUUUCCUCCUAUUAAAAUUCUAUAUAAAUGAAUCAUCAACUUCAAGCUUAACCCACUAAUGCUAACGUGCAAAUAAAAAAUAGAUAAUCCUUAAAAAUUAAAAUAGACUCAGCGGCUCUUAAAAUUUUAAUUUGUUGUCACGUACUAAUAUUUCAAGUGGCAAUAUGUCAAAACGUAUGUUUCUGUAUACUUAUAAGAACAAGUAUAAUAAUUUAUUAUUUAAACUUUAAUGUCUAUUGUACGGUAUUGAAACGUAAAGGAUAUUGGUGAGUUAAAAUGCGCUAUUUAAAUAUAAUUACAUAACAACGUUUAAUUAUUACAAAACAAUAUUUUUAACAAUAAAUAAUCUUUACUUCUUUACUUAUAGGACAAUUAAUGACUGUUCUUUUUUAAUAAAACGCCUGUAUGUAAGUAUGUAAGACAUUUUAAAAAAUAGAUCAUUGGCACUACGCUUGGAAAUUAUAUAUUAAUUAAUUAUUUAUAUAUUAAUUUCAAAGCGUGGUGCCAAUGAUGUAUUUUUUAAAAUCAAAUUUCCACUUUAGUUGCUUUUGUAAAGUUUUGCCUAAUUCGGUAGUAAUGACGAUAAUUUAAUAAUUUUGUUGUUUUUAAAACUAAGAUUAACUUCAAAAAUGAAAAAAGAAGAAAAACUACCAAAUCAUAUCAAAUUCAAUGAAAUUCUUUAGCGGUUUAGUAUAUUUUUGAACAAAAGGCAAAAAUAUAUUGCUAGGGAUUUGCUACAACAGGUGUAAUACAGAUUAGUCUAUGGUGUUUUUGUUUUCCAAAGGCUCUUUUCGAUUAUUUAAUAAAAGAAAAUUGUAACUCUAAAAAUGUUUUGAAAGUAGUUAAGUCAUGUGUCCAUCUUUUAUUUCAAGUAAAUAAAUAUAUAAUCAGUUUCUUUUAUUCGAUAAGAUUAAUAUUUGAAACGUGUUUUUAUCAGCUUCGGAACGACGACGACGACUGUGGGUUAAAACUACUUAUUUAUAUCUGAAGUAUUUGAUAAUUUUCCUUGCUUCUACUUACUUUAAUUAUAUAACUUAUUCCAUCAGACACCAGCGAUACAUCAAUAUUAUUUAUGAAAAAGUUACUUCUCUUAAGUAUGAAAAAGAAUUUAAUUAUUGUUUUGUGUUUCUGUGUAUAUUUAAGUGAUUGUGUUAAGUUCACAAGAUGCAAGCUGGCAUCGGAGUUAUUAAAAACGAAGCUGAUAGAAAAGACUUUCCUCGGAAAUUGGGUGUGCCUAAUUGAAAAAGUGAGUAACCGGGACACGGCGGCAUUUCACGUCACACCCAGUGGGAAGAAAUUAUAUGGAUUAUAUCAGAUACCCAACAAAUGGUGCCGUGAGGGUAAAAAAGGUGGAGACUGCAACGUUGCUUGUGAAUCUCUCCUCGACGAUGACAUACGUGACGACACCGCGUGUGCUCAGCUAAUCUUCUACCGCGAAGGUUUCAAAUAUUGGAGCCAGUGGACCAUCAGGUGUAAGAACGAUGACCUCAUUACUAAAGAAAUAUAUAAGUGUCCUGAUCUUAGUUCGAGGAGGAGCCCGGAAAGUGACAUCACUCUAGUUGCAAGAUUGAGACGGAGAUUGGCAAGAAGAGAGGUGCUACAAUCAAAUUUGUAUACUUACUAUGGAAUAAAUAAUUGGAUCCGUUGAAUUAUCGAUUUUCUAUACUUAGUCUCCAUUA
Molecule: messenger RNA, 2079 nt
Organism: Diatraea saccharalis (sugarcane borer)
Lineage: Eukaryota; Metazoa; Arthropoda; Insecta; Lepidoptera; Crambidae
Source: the annotation of a GenBank genome assembly